This is a messenger RNA of Astyanax mexicanus (Mexican tetra), 2493 nucleotides long. It is a transcript of the gene ovol1a, whose product is annotated as ovo-like zinc finger 1a. Gene Ontology annotation, cellular component: nucleus. The record is from RefSeq and is a predicted model, not a curated record. The transcript is spliced from 4 exons. Gene Ontology annotation, biological process: epidermal cell differentiation; regulation of transcription by RNA polymerase II. Gene Ontology annotation, molecular function: RNA polymerase II cis-regulatory region sequence-specific DNA binding; DNA-binding transcription factor activity, RNA polymerase II-specific. The coding region runs from base 627 to 1604 and encodes 325 amino acids. Lineage: Eukaryota; Metazoa; Chordata; Actinopteri; Characiformes; Acestrorhamphidae.
UCGCCAUCUUCCCUGCUAUAGUUGUUCUCUAGCCGCCUUGAGGAUGAAUGGGGACUUGAGGUGUGUGCGUGGGGGAGAGAGAAAGAGAGAGAGAGAGAAAACCGGUUGAACAGGUAAAACGUGGAGGCAGGUCUGGCUGGGGUUUGUUGUCACCGUUAUUUCCAGGCGCAUGCGCGCUGCCACCUGUUUCCUCCUGAAAUGUGUAGCCUACCUGCGCCGCACUCCACCUUUGAAAUUCACCUCGACUGAACGCCUCGGCAUAUUUCCUACACCGUGCUCCGUUAGCAGAGGCCGCUCGGAACGGGAUAUUUAGAGCUCUGGGACUUUCUGGAAGCUAGAGGGGACACUGGGACUAAGACUUUUCUUGGGACAAUCUACGAGAACCUGUAUCCUAUAGGUGGAAAAGUUUACAAAGGGAAUCCGGAGGAAGGAGAGAACAGAGGGAGGACAGAAACUCUCCAAGAUUACUCUUUUUUACAUGCUCACCUGACGCCCCCGACUAGGCCAAAGACUUUUAUUAUUUUUUCUCUCCUGUACAGACAGUUUUUAUUCUGAUUAACAAAUAAUUGCACAGCCUGGAGCUCGGUUGUUACUUCAGUAGGAGAUAGCGGAGAUCAACGCACACCAUGCCGCGAGCUUUCCUCGUGAAAAAGCCUAGUGUUUCACCGGGCAAGAGAAGCUGGAGUGACCUGCCUGACCAUGAGCGAGGAGACAUCUACAUACCAGUGUCUGUGACCCCUCCAAUUCUAUGGGAAGAGACAGAGGCCAGUGUAGCAGAAGUGGCCCUGUGUUUGUCCACUCGCAAAGAACACAUCAUGUGCACUCAGAAGUACACGCAGGACCAGCACACAGUGGUUUCUACAGCUGAACUGCCUUCCUGUACAUCUCUAGGACAGCAUCCCAGUCCAGAGACAGAGCGCAUAAGGAGUUCACAGAACAGCUCAUAUGUCCGCUCCAAAAUCAAGGUGACCACUGGUGAUCCCCCUGUCGAAGCUUUUCCAACCAUUCCAAGUGUAGCAACUGCUUCUCCUGAUGCUGUCUCAAGCCUCAGCCCAGCAAGCAGCUCUGGCACAUCUUCAGCACCUUCAACCCCUGUACCGAGUGGGAAGUUUGUGUGUCAGGUGUGCCAGAAGGUGUUUCAGUUUCAGCGUAUGCUCAACAGACACCUAAAGUGCCACAGUGAACAGAAAAGGCAUCUUUGCACUUUCUGCGGAAAGGGCUUUAACGACACCUUCGACCUCAAGAGGCAUGUCCGCACACACACAGGUGUUCGUCCGUAUAAAUGUAAUCUGUGCGAGAAAGCCUUCACGCAGCGCUGCUCUCUGGAAUCACACAUGAAGAAGAUCCAUGGCGUGACCCAGCAAUAUGCCUACAAGGAGCGGCGCACCAAGCUGUAUGUCUGCGAGGAGUGCGGUCACACCGCACCUACCCAGGAUUCACUGCUGCGCCACCUGCACACCCAGCAUCCAAACAGUGCCUUCUUGCGGGCCAAGGCUGCACGAAGGCAGGCUGGGGCAGCAGGUGACGCUGCUCUGGAAGAAAACUCCCUGCCUGGUUCUCCUUUAUCCCUGAACAGUGAUGACACAGCAGGAUCAGAAAUGUAGAAAUGUAUGUAUUUAGAUUUAAUUUAGGCCAGUAAGGGAGACUCCUGGAAUUCCUGCAAUUUUGUGUAACCUCAUUUAAAUGGAAUAUUAUGUAGGAAGAAAAGAAGGAUCAGAAACAAAAGUAGAGAGAAAACUAAAAGAUACACUAAAUAUACAUAUUUGUCUUUCAUUGUCAUGCUAUACUACAUUAAUUCACUGACUGUGUUUUAAACAGCUGAGACAGCUGUAGUUUACACUUACACUACAGAUGAGAGCUGGUUCUUCCCUUUGAAAUGAGUAGAUGACAAAAUGGUACAUGAUACUUAUUUUCUACUUGAGUUUACAUCAAUAUUUUGCUUUCUUUGAGAGAAACAAGUAAAAUAUCACAGAUGUAUAUGCAAUAAAUGUUCUGAUUUUUUUACUCAGGGCAGACACAGUUAUACAGAAGUGCCUUACUUUUCUUAUGUUUUAUUUUUUCCUUUUCUUUGGAUGUGAGGAAUAUUGAAGGGGAUUUUUGGUCAAUGAUUAUUGAUGUUUGUACAGACUUGACAGAUGUGUUGUAAAAAAUAAGAUUUCUAUUUAUACCAGGGGGUUUGUAAUGUUCUUGGUGGAGUUUCUCCUUUGUUCCAGAUUUUAUACAUUUAAAAUAACGUGUAAUGCAUUGUAUGUAUUUUGGACAUGUUUUGACUGUUUUGAAAGGUUGCACAACAAUUAAUGCUGGUUUGUCUUCAUACCACAUAUUCUGACAAUAUCGAAAGAACGCACAACAUUUAAAGCUAGUUUGUCUUAAAGCCACAUAUUCUAAACAGAAGCAGAUGAAUAUAUAAAUAUAUUCUAUUCUAUAUAAAAGGUAUUGAUUUGAAUGUGCUUUCUAAACAGGAAAAUAAAUGUGUCCCUUUAUUUUAUGCUA